Rhizophagus irregularis DAOM 181602=DAOM 197198 is the source of this 1469-nucleotide messenger RNA. RefSeq lists its product as uncharacterized. The record is from RefSeq and is a predicted model, not a curated record. Gene Ontology annotation, molecular function: protein serine/threonine kinase activity; ATP binding. Gene Ontology annotation, biological process: protein phosphorylation. NCBI's taxonomy places the organism in Eukaryota, Fungi, Glomeromycota, Glomeromycetes, Glomerales, Glomeraceae.
UAUAUAUAUAAAUUACGAGUAUACACUAUCUCACAAAUAGCAUUUUUUUUAACACAUAAAUAGCAUUUUUAAAGAAAUAGUUUUUUUUAAGAAAAGAAAAAUAAUUUAAAUUCAAUCGCGAUAAAAAAAAAAAAUUAAUAAGUGUGAUCACAAUGGGGGUAACAAAUGGCAAAUAUGACGUUGACUUUUCUGAAGAAGUAAAUUUAUCACACUUUAAAUUAUUACGAGUUGUUGGUCGAGGAGCAUUCGGAAAGGUUCGAAUAGUUGAAAGGAAAGAUAAUAAAAGAUUAUUUGCUCUAAAAUAUAUUUCAAAAGAAGAAUGCAUUAGAAUGGAAGCUUUACGAAAUAUAUUUAGAGAAAGGUCCAUGUUAGAAGAAUUGGAUCAUCCAUUGGUGUGCAAUUUACGUUUUGCAUUCCAAGAUGAUGACUAUAUGUACAUGGUUAUGGACCUUAUGAUGGGUGGUGAUUUAAGGUUUCACCUUAAUAGAAAAACUUUUACUGAAGACGCAAUACGAUAUUGGAUAGCAGAAUUAGCAUGUGCAAUAAGAUAUUUACAUUCAAAAGGAGUUGUUCAUAGAGAUAUAAAACCUGAUAAUGUUCUUCUUGACGAUCAAGGACACGUACAUAUAACAGAUUUUAAUAUCGCGACGCAUAUAAAGCCGGAUAAGCCUUUAACAUCACAUUCUGGAACAUGUGCUUAUAUGGCUCCAGAAAUGUUUAGAAAUAACGGCUAUGGAGUCACAGUAGACUGGUGGUCCCUUGGCGUCGUAUUAUAUGAAUGUAUAUAUGGAAGGCGUCCAUUUGAAUGUGAUAAUCAAGAAGAAUUAAAAAAACUGAUAUUAAAAGCUCCAAUAAAGUAUCCUGAUAUGGAUCCUCCAGUCAGUCCGGCAUGUGUUUCUGCGGUUCAAGGAUUUCUUGAACGCGAUAUUUCUCGUCGUUUAGGAUGCGGUCCCAAUGGGUUUGCUCUUAUUCAAACACAUCCAUUUUUCCGAAAUAUUGACUGGCCUGCGUUAGAAAAUAAACGUAUAAAUCCAGUUUUUAAACCUUCAUCAGAUCGCAUCAACUUUGACGCUACUUAUGACUUAGAAGAAUUACUUCUGGAGGAACAACCUUUAGAGGCAAGAGUUAGACGUCGAAAACCAAAGAGACGUAAAGAUGGUGAAGGAGCUGAAAAUUAUCAAUUAAUUGAAGAAAAAUUUAAGACUUUUGAUUAUACUAUUUUUGAGAAAUAUGAAGGAUGGGUUAAUCCAGUAACUAAAUGUGUUGCGGAUCCCCCAGGAUGGGUUAAACCCGCAGCUGUUGAAGUUGCAAACCAAAUAGAAAGAGGAAGUCAAGAUGGGGUUCGCUCAAAUUCGAGUGAUAUUAAUAACUUGACAGGAAUAUCUUUGGACAAUAGAAUUAAAACUUGAACAUUUAUUUAUUUAUUUUUUUUUAAAAAAAAAUACCAAUUUUUUUUUUCUGGAAACUUU